Haemonchus placei is the source of this 303-nucleotide messenger RNA. The record is from the annotation of a GenBank genome assembly. NCBI's taxonomy places the organism in Eukaryota, Metazoa, Nematoda, Chromadorea, Rhabditida, Trichostrongylidae.
AUGCCAUUUUCGCAAGACUAUUCUCAAGCUAUCAUCUUCUUUGAAUCGCUCUGCGGCCCUGGAGCGACAACAACCGUUCACAACAUCAACAGCGCAAUGAGGGAGGGCACCACUUCCACCGCUACUGUCCAUCGCUGGUUUGCUCGCUUCAAAGAAGGAGACACGGGUUUUGAAGACAAGGCUCGGCCUGGACCCCCUCCCCCCCCCCCCCCCCCCCCCGCCGCCGGCGGCGGCUCCCUAAUUCUCGACACCGUCGAAGAGGAUCCGGAAGUUGAAACCGGUCGAAGACGAGCCGGAAGUUAA